UGGGAUUACUCCCCAAGCGCGCACAACCUCGCCGAAUUCGCAAAACGAACCAACACUCCCGGCGGCGGCGGCGGCAAGAAGAAUCCGGCGACGAUGAGCCGCGGCACGGGCGCGGGGUACGACCGCCACAUCACCAUCUUCUCCCCCGAGGGCCGCCUCUACCAAGUCGAGUACGCGUUCAAGGCGGUCAAGUCGGCGGGGGUGACGUCGAUCGGCGUCCGCGGCAAGGACUCCGUCUGCGUCGUCACGCAGAAGAAAGUGCCGGAUAAGCUGCUGGACCAGACUAGCGUCACGCACUUGUUCCCGAUCACCAAGUACGUCGGUCUGCUCGCCACUGGCCUCACAGCGGAUGCACGGUCCUUAGUCUACCAAGCGAGGAAUGAAGCAGCUGAAUUUCGUUUCAAAUGGGGCUAUGAGAUGCCUGUAGAUGUAUUAGCAAAAUGGAUAGCAGACAAGGCACAAGUAUACACGCAGCAUGCCUACAUGAGGCCCCUUGGAGUAGUUGCUAUGGUCUUGGGCUAUGACGAAGAGAAAAAUGCGCAACUUUUUAAGUGUGACCCAGCAGGUCACUUCUUUGGACACAAGGCAACUAGCGCCGGGCUGAAGGAGCAGGAAGCAAUAAAUUUUCUGGAGAAGAAAAUGAAGGAUGAUCCACAGUUCUCCUACGAUGAAACUGUCCAGAUUGCAAUUUCUGCAUUGCAAUCCGUUCUUCAGGAAGAUUUCAAGGCCACCGAGAUUGAGGUUGGUGUUGUGAGGAAAGAAGAUCGUGUUUUCAGAGCACUCACGACAGAGGAGAUCGAUCAGCACCUAACAGCCAUCAGUGAGCGCGACUGAGCUACAAUGAAGUUGGACAUGUCACUGCUUCACGCUGCGUUGUAGUCCUUCGGCAGUGUCAUUUUAUUUAUGGUCACCAAAGAAACAUCAGUGAAUCAUUUCAUGUAUAACACUAAAAAACAAGCAUCAGCUCGCCAUGUACUGUUGAACCAUCUUCUUUCCUUGUGGUUGAAUUUAAUUUUCAACAAAUUACUUGUA
Molecule: messenger RNA, 1032 nt
Organism: Oryza brachyantha (malo sina)
Lineage: Eukaryota; Viridiplantae; Streptophyta; Magnoliopsida; Poales; Poaceae
Product: proteasome subunit alpha type-6
Exons: 9
Coding region: 94-834 (246 amino acids)
Biological process (GO): ubiquitin-dependent protein catabolic process
Cellular component (GO): proteasome core complex, alpha-subunit complex; nucleus; cytosol
Source: RefSeq, a predicted model, not a curated record